CUUAUCGGUAUCGUUAUCGCGCUGAAUGUAGAUAAAUGCAGAUAAAUAUAGAUAACAUAAGCGGUUAAUUAAAUGUCCUCCUACAAGAUAGAAUUUCAUACGUUCAUCCAUCCGUAUUCAUACAGACGCGAGCGCUGGGCUCUGUUCGCUCAUAUUCGCCAAAAAUGGUCCCAUCAAUUGAACGUCGGUACGUGCAAGGAUACGAGAAGUUUCUUGAGAUUACAAACUUAGAAAGUUCAGAACAGCCGAAUUAUGUUUUGUUCACCGGUACGAAGUUACCUGACACCGGCAAGAGUUGGUGCUCGGAUUGUGUAGAAGCUGAACCAUUUAUUGAAGCUGGUUUCGCAGAUGCAUCUCAGGGUACAAUAUUAUUAACAGUAGAGGUCGGGGACAGGGCAUUCUGGAAAGAUCCAAAUUGUCCAUUCAGAACAGAUCGUUGUACCAGGUUGAAGGUCUUGCCGACUUUAAUUAAAUGGAGAACUGAAAAACGUUUAGAGGGAUCCAUUUUACAUAAUUGGUGCCGCUGAUGUUGGUGGUAACAUACGUACGGAAUAAUGAACCUUCUUAUUCCUUAGAAUACUGUAGGUAUUGUCAAAAACGACG
Messenger RNA from Acromyrmex echinatior (Panamanian leafcutter ant), 603 nucleotides. RefSeq names its product thioredoxin domain-containing protein 17. NCBI's taxonomy places the organism in Eukaryota, Metazoa, Arthropoda, Insecta, Hymenoptera, Formicidae. Gene Ontology annotation, cellular component: cytosol. Gene Ontology annotation, molecular function: protein-disulfide reductase [NAD(P)H] activity. The record is from RefSeq and is a predicted model, not a curated record.